Messenger RNA from Sphaerodactylus townsendi, 2091 nucleotides. RefSeq names its product solute carrier family 37 member 2 (gene SLC37A2). NCBI's taxonomy places the organism in Eukaryota, Metazoa, Chordata, Lepidosauria, Squamata, Sphaerodactylidae. The record is from RefSeq and is a predicted model, not a curated record. Gene Ontology annotation, biological process: glucose-6-phosphate transport; phosphate ion transmembrane transport. Gene Ontology annotation, molecular function: glucose 6-phosphate:phosphate antiporter activity. Gene Ontology annotation, cellular component: endoplasmic reticulum membrane. The transcript is spliced from 18 exons. Bases 242 to 1753 code for a protein of 503 amino acids.
CUGUGCGGGGGCGGAGCUGCCCUGCUGGGCGGGCGCCACUCCUCUCUCCGCCCGGCCCAGCCCGAUUGCGCCGGGGCGGGGAGCCGGCUUGAAUCACCGGCAUGUGCCCGACGCCCGGGCUCCGGGGGCGCAUUUAAAUGCAGGCCGAGGCCGGAGCAGCGCCCGCUUCAAGACACCAUCGCGGGCACCGAGCAGAGCUUGCCGCCUCCGCCACCAGCCUCUUGCUCAGCGGCGGGACACCAUGAGAUCCAUCCCCGCUCCCGGGAUCCGCUUCCUCCGCUCCUUCCCCAGGGACAGCUGGUAUCGAGGAUUAAUUCUUCUACUGACAUUCCUGUGCUACACCAGCUACCAUCUCUCACGGAAACCUAUUAGCAUUGUAAAGAGUGAACUACAUUAUAAUUGCUCUUCCCGAGGAGUCAACCCACGCAAUGAUUCAAACAGUACCACGUGGUGUGACUGGAAGCCGUUUGAUCAGGAAAACUACAAGGAGCUGUUUGGAGCCCUGGAUAAUGCUUUUCUUGUUGCCUAUGCUAUAGGAAUGUAUAUCAGCGGGAUGUUCGGCGAGCGUCUUCCAUUGCGUUACUAUCUCUCUGGAGGGAUGGUGCUGAGUGGAUUAUUCACUGCCUUAUUUGGACUGGGAUACUACUGGCAAAUCCAUCACCUUUGGUACUUUCUGAUUAUACAGGUCUGCAACGGUCUGGUCCAAACAACCGGCUGGCCCUCCGUAGUGACGUGCGUCGGCAACUGGUUUGGAAAGGGGAAACGGGGCCUCAUUAUGGGCAUCUGGAAUUCACACACAUCUGUAGGAAACAUCCUGGGAUCCUUGAUCGCGGGCAUUUGGGUUUCACAGGCGUGGGGUUUGUCGUUCAUUGUUCCUGGGAUCAUCAUUGCCUUCGUGGGAGUCCUCUGCUUCUUGUUCCUCGUUGAAUAUCCAGAAGACGUUGAGUGCAGCCCUCCCCUUCACCACUCCAGUUCGGAGGAGAAAGGUCUUGAGGCAGACAGUUCCAUUGGCGACGGGAGCCUGAACGUGUCCAACCACAGCAGAGAAAACAUCAUUGAUGCAGUAGAAAGUACAAAAGCAACAGCGGAGGAGCGGGAAGCCAUCAGUUUCCUUGACGCCCUCAGGAUACCCGGCGUGGUGGAGUUCUCAUUUUGCCUGCUCUUUGCAAAACUGGUCAGCUACACUUUCCUCUACUGGCUGCCGCUUUACAUCGUCAAUGUCGCUCAUUUAAGUGCAAAGGAGGCUGGAGACAUGUCCACACUCUUCGAUGUGGGUGGCAUCAUUGGUGGCAUCCUUGCGGGUCUUGUCUCUGACUACACUGGUGGCAGGGCCACCACGUGCUGCGUGAUGCUCAUUCUGGCUGCACCCAUGUUAUUUCUGUACAACUACAUCGGCCAAAAUGGAUUCGCCACAUCAGUAGUGAUGUUAAUUAUCUGCGGAGGCCUGGUCAACGGACCUUAUGCUCUCAUUACAACAGCAGUGUCAGCUGACUUGGGCACUCAUGAGUCUCUCCAAGGAAAUGCAAAGGCUCUCUCUACCGUUACAGCUAUCAUCGAUGGGACCGGAUCCGUAGGUGCAGCUCUUGGACCUCUGCUAGCAGGGCUAAUCUCUGCCUCAGGCUGGGACAAUGUCUUCUACAUGUUGAUAUCGGCUGAUGUACUGGCUUGUCUGCUCCUUUCGCGCGUGGUGUACAAGGAAAUACGAGGAUGGUGCGGCUGCUACACAAGAAAGAGAGGCUUUAAGGAAUUUUGACGCCACUCCUGAAGCCAGAGGAGCCUGAAGACACAACAGGGGCGAGCUUUGCAGGGACAGUCAGCUUUGUUGCCCCUCAUAAAUCCAUGGUGGGAGAAAUGAACAAAGCUGAAACGAAGGGGAUGCCAGGAACAAACCGGAUCCUCUUGGACAUACCAGCCAAGCCCGUCACCAGCUGCACUUGUUUUAACUGAUGAAAGGGAACAUUACUGAGGAUCUACAAUCAAAGGCAAAAAGGAACUGAUGUUUUGGGGAUCCCAGCAUCUCAAGGCUUUUGUUUUGUAGGUUGCACUUCUUUUUGUUAUUUUUAUAUUAUUAUUAAAGUUGGUUCAAAGCCA